Messenger RNA from Rotaria socialis, 861 nucleotides. Lineage: Eukaryota; Metazoa; Rotifera; Eurotatoria; Philodinida; Philodinidae. The record is from the annotation of a GenBank genome assembly.
AUGAAAUUUUGUAAGCUCUAUUCAUGGAGAACUUUUGUUUAUUUAUCUACUACCACAAUCAUUNGACGUUUUUCGAAUCAUUCCCGUUAUGGUCUAUUGAGAACACUUAAAAGCUUGCGAUUAGUUGUUGUUGCUUGUGCGCAUAAUGUGGCAAAAGAGAUUCCGCAAUUUCGUUCUCAUGUAGAACGAAUCAUUCAUCUGUUUCAUUCAUCGUCGCGUAUUCUCAUAUUCGAAAGUGAUUCAACCGAUAAUACUCUUGCAUCACUACAUCAAUGGACCACAGCCCAGGUAUAUACGGGAGGCCGACUAGAGCCAACGAUUCCGGCUCGUAGUGAACGCAUCGCGUAUUGCCGCAACACUCUUAUUCAUAAAGCUCGUAUGCUUGAGCCCGAUUAUCUUUUGACACUUGACAUGGAUAUAUUUGUUGGUAGCCUUUCAGCAUUCCUAACGAAUUUCGAUUAUGACAUGAAAGAGUGGUCUGUCAUGACAGCAAACGUUGGUGGCUUCUACUACGACAUUUGGGCCUUGCGCACAUUAUCUGAAUUGAAUCUUAACUAUGAUGUAUGGCAACGAGUAUGGGCACUGAUUCGCGGAUCGUCAAAAUAUUGUGGAGAAUCUGUUAUUGAUCAAGUAAUAGGGAUUCACAAAAAGCCCAUUCCUACUUCGCAUGAUCUACUGGAAGUUCGCUCAGCAUUUUCUGGAGCUGGUUUGUACAAAAUGAGUUCAAUUCAAAAUUGCCAAUACUCCGGAGAAAAUUCAACUUGUGAACAUGUCCCAUUUCAUUUAUGCAUUCGUGAAAAAAAUAGAGGUCGAAUAUUCAUUAAUCCAAGUUUUCGAAUUGAUCACACGAAUGACACAUAA